This is a messenger RNA of Porites lobata, 4881 nucleotides long. The record is from the annotation of a GenBank genome assembly. NCBI's taxonomy places the organism in Eukaryota, Metazoa, Cnidaria, Anthozoa, Scleractinia, Poritidae.
AUGAGGCAAUACAGGGAAAAAUUUACAUUCGAGGUUAGAAUCAUUUUGUAAAGCAUCAUGAACUGAGUGCCACAGGAACGCACUGCUCAGCGACUCAUCCACGCUAAGGAGUUGGAAGCACCUUGCACCGCAUAGAGCAAAUCAAGUAACGCUCAGACAGCGAUGGACUUCGUAGCCUUUAGUUGGAUUAGUCGAGCUUGAAGAUUUAACUCAUAGACUUCAACACUUAACUUCCUCGCCUACGACAGGACAACAAGAAAAAGAACCAGCGAAGUAUUGGUCAGUAAUUAAGUUUGUACUAGACAAUACUGUGAUGCUCAAUUUACCCUCUCUCUCAUUCAAAUAGUAAAAUGUCUUAUUCCUGAAGUGAACUUUUUUUUAGCCGAAACAUGGGAACAAGAACUUUUUCCAACUGUCCUAAAAUGAUCAAAUUGAAGCUUGAAGCUUGAAGAUUUAACUGAUAGACUUCAACGUUUAACUUCUUCACGUUAAUUGAAUGGUCAUACUUAAUCGACCGAUUCUAUAACCUCGUACUGCAUCAGUAAUAAGCUGAACCACUGUAAUGCUCAAUUUCCACUCAAAGACUAAAAAGUGUCUUUCUUAAAGUGAACGCUUUCAGUCAAUGGGAAUUACAAGAACUUUUUUCCUACCGCCUUAAGAUUAUCAAACUCAUCCAAAUUUGCAAAUUAAUAUUAAUAGAACAAAUACAGCUCUGAUGAUUUUCUCCUCUGUGAUCCGUGUGAAAUUUUCGUUCUAUUUCGGCCAUAAAACCAAAAUCGAUGCUUUUACCACUCGUGAAAUCUCAUGAAUCACUUUCAUCCACAGAGAUAUGCUUUCUUGCUAUCUUUCCAGCUUGAAUAAAUUUUGAACAAGUAAACGUUUGUAGGAUUUUAAUCGCGGCAAAAUUCCCCCUAGUUUAAACGCUCGCGGCGUCCUGUAGUUACUUGACAGUCUUUUACUAGUCCUUGCUCAUAGCAUGCCACGGUUCACUUUUAUAGUAACAUUAGUUUGCAUUAUAUUUAGAACGGUUAACAAAAUUCAAGAAAUGUGAACUUUGGAGGGAACCUUCAAAGGCAAUGAUGGCUAUUGCCUCCGUAAGAUCUAAUAACACUCUAUUGUUCUUACUGAGGAUUGGAUGGAGAUAUGUGAAUUUCUAUUUUCCGUUGUUUACACAGUUUUUUUAUGAAACACAAAUCCCAAGAAAAUUAACUUUUUUCUUCCCAGAAAAACACAAAAAAGUAAGAAAAAAACAACAGGAGGCAAGAAUGACAGUUUUUAUUCCUCAAACAGGUGGUACAUUUUAGCCCCUUUUUGCUGUCAUGAAGAACAUUCAAGAAUACUAUAGACUUGACUCGCGUCAGCUGAAGGAAUAACUAAUCUUGUAUUCAAAUGGUAAAUUAAAUUUUCUUUAUACUUAAGCUGUCGCUUGGUAUGAGCACCAGAACUGUCGUUUGAGUAAAUGACAUUCGCGAAGUUCUUUAAGCUGUGUAAAAUGCCCUGUUCAUUUUGAAUUCAGGGUAAAAAAAGCUACAUUUAUUCACUGUUUUCAUCCAAUUGUCAUUAUUACUUGGUUGUUCCUUACUUUUGUCCCUGUAAUCGUCAAAGAAUAAGGCAUCUAUUUCUCACUUUCUCGUCGUCAAAUAUAGAUAGAACUUUUUUACAACAAAAUAAAAGACAGGCCAAGAACAGAGUCCAAUUGUCAUUAUCACUUCGUUGUUCCUUACUUUUGUCAUUGUAAUCGUCAAAGAACUGGACAUCUAUCUCUCCCUUUCUCAUCGUCAAAUAUAGAACCUUUUUACGACAAAAUAAAAGGCAGGGCUAACAGAGUAAGUGAUAAAAAGCACAAUAAACCACCCUUGUUGGGAAGCUCGAAUGGUCUUUCACAGGUAUUGUCGGGAGUUUACAGACAUAGUAGAAAAUAUUGUGAUAAUUCAGUCAGUCUUGAGAUCCUGCCCUCAUGAUUCUCGUAAAAAAUAUAUAACUUAUUUGUGUUGAUUAUGGAAAACUUGGACUUUAUGAAUAGUCAGGAAAUCGACAUGCUCUGACUCCCCUAAUACUUUCUUUCUCUAAUAACUUCGACAGUGCAAUUUGAGACUUUGUAAUCAUAGGAUCGCAACGUUAACGUUUAAGUACCUCAGAUUUGCUAAAGAUCCGAGGGAACUACAGUACAAGGAAGACAGGAGGCUAAGCAGGCCAUUAUGUUACUUUUAAAUUCUAUAGAAAUAAUUGCUGUAAGAAGUUACGUUUGCGUGGAGCGUUUGCUUUUUUUUCCUAAAGAGUGAAGGAACUAAAUUAAUACAAAACAUGUCAAGAGCGCUCUGUUCGGCGUUUUGACUUGCUGAUAAUCUAAAACCGAAUUAAUGAAUACAAUUCAAAGGUUCUCUUUGACGAAUGUUUCCUUAUCAAUUUACUGGUACUUUUUUGAGCAGUGAAUCAAUAUCUUCCAUAACAGAGAGUGCAAUCUGCGUUACGUAAGACUUAGCCGGUGAUUCAAGUAUACUUCGAUAAAAAGGUUUUAAUUUUGAUCACUUCAUGGGUUGCUAAUUGGGAUGUGACUUUUUACAUGGUACUUUAUAUGUACUUAUUGUUAAGUCCACACGAGGAGGGAACCCGUUAAAUAAUCACAGAGGCAUUUUCAGGUACGCUUUUGAAUCAAGCUUAUUUAAUGAGAACUCGAAAUUCUGGUUAGGCUUUCUCUCUUUUCACUUAAUGCCAGCUUAAUGCUUUCUUGGUAUAAACACGAUUAAAUCUCUGCAGAUACCAUAAAUGACUUUUAGGAGACAGAACAGAGAAGAACAAUAGUAAUGCAUGUUCGUUCAGUGAUUUCAAAGCAUAAAAACUUAAACACCUGGAUUCUCUCGACCCUCGAGAAUGUAGACUUUACAUCUCGAACGUGCUAUAUUUUCCUGUGGAAUAAAAGCUAACUUUAAACCGUUAUUCGUGGCACUGACUUUCUGGGUUUCGUUUGCUUCUUUUCACGCAUUAUUCGGAGUAAAACUAAGCGUUCCACUUCAUGAUGCUCUGCAUGAAAACUAUUUAGGCUUUUCAAAGGACACAACAGUAAAACAAAUCGUGAACCUAGUUCAAUUAAUUUAAGCGUUUUUUAUUGUCUGUGGUCCUACCUCAGACACUCCUAACUUCAAUUUUUUAAAUAGCUUUCUUUCUUUGGCAAAAGACCUAUUGCUUUUUAAUAUCACUUGAAAAUUGCUUUUAUCAUUACGGAAGCUAAUAAAAGUUCAAUUUACUCUUUAGGCAACGAUCCAAAAGUCUGCUCUUUCAUAUCUAACAGGUACGUGAUGGUUCCCAUUGUUCCACCUUCACGUAUGCAGACAAUUUCUUUCUAUUUAAAUGAAACUUGCACUUACAACUUCAAUUAUCACUGUGAUUUAAUCCAUUUUUAAAUUAACGAACAUCUGAGAAGUUUCCCUUCGAAAUCAUCACAACAUAAAGCCUGCAUUACCAGUAAAUAACCUGCGGUAUUUACUUUGCUUACGCUCGUAUCAAUAGCGUCUACUUGGCUUCACACAUGUAAUUCUAAUUCACGCAAUUCUUGCGUCAGGGCAAAAUAAGGUUAAGCACCAAAGAACAGUACUUAAGUGACACCGAGGCAAAAUUAUCUUGUAAUAUUGUUCUUCAAAUACCCGUCAAAUUUUCACAAGCGGGAUUUAUUCAGUUGCGAAAGUCGAACACAUCUUUUGUACAUUUAAGAUUCUAACUCCGUUUCGUGCCUGCAACAAGGUGUUUAACCUGGCCCCUUUAUUUGCUGAGAAGCGUUCGAUUUUUCAUGAGGAAUUUACAAAGCGAUAAAUUAAAGCAAAAAUAGGUCUAUCCAUUCACCGAAUUUGUGUCUUUUCGUACAUUCUUUCAUUCCACGUAUUAUGUCCAUUCACAGGGCCGAUUUCCCUAUCAUUGAUUCCUGUAUGAACAGCAUAUGGUCAAACAGUCGUUGGGACGUUUUCCCCUUUCAAAAGGCGCUCUCGCUGCACCUAAGUAAAUGUUUACGUGGAACAUGAUUUCUUUCAUGGCCAGUUGUGUUCCCUUUGUGUUUUGCUGGUACCGCUACCCAGUUACCUGCUUUCACGUCUGAUUGUACCUAUUCCCUUCAGCCAGACCGGAGACAAUUUUCUAACAGAUAUAUCACGCCCUUUGUUUAACGACCUCAGUAGUCAAGGGACUCUUUCCCCUGGUUGAUUCCCGCAAGGUACAUAAGCCCAAACAACCCGGUUCACUCGAAGCCACUCACAAGUCGACAUUGAUUUCUUGUGAAUAUUUUUAGCACUGAUUUCAACACUAAAAUAGAGAAUUUUCUCUUUUCAGUCAGCUCUUCACUCUUCAACGAGUUUCAACACAGAUCGCAUAAAGUUGUCUAUGUCUACCGUCUUGAGACGGUAUCAAAAUUCCAAGUUAAGAACAAGAAAGAUUUUCGAAGGUAAGUCUAACUCUGCUCAACGGAAACGCAUGUUAUCCCGUAAUUUAAUUGUAGGCAUAUAAUACCCUAAAAAAAAAAAUCCUUGUCAUGUGCCUGUCCGCUUUAUCGCCCUUUAUCAUCGUCACAUUACCUUGAUUAUUGUAUUUGACAAAAUGAUUGCUUUUAAUAAAUAAUAUUUUGGGGCCUUUCACCCGAUGGUUUUACUGUUUGCUGACUAAAACAGCGUGAUCAAAACUCUUUCUUUCGAUAUAAAUAAUGUGCAGUGUACUAUUGUAUUAGUUUUGUUUUGUAAAGCUCCGUCUUACCUGAAUUGUUGUUUAUUAUUUUGGUUUGAUCAGCCGUAGUAAGGUCCGCGUCUUAUUUAGGCAGAUCGUGCUAACACUUUGUUUUUAUUUUGUAUUCAAGAGAAAAAUCUAAUAGAACAAACACUUUCUGACUUAAGCAAAAAUUAA